Molecule: messenger RNA, 1173 nt
Organism: Eruca vesicaria subsp. sativa (arugula)
Lineage: Eukaryota; Viridiplantae; Streptophyta; Magnoliopsida; Brassicales; Brassicaceae
Source: the annotation of a GenBank genome assembly
AUGUUCUUACGAGAGAGAAGAAAAGGAAGAGAAAUAUGCAAGAGCCAUGAACUUCCUUUUGAACUUGUGAUGGAGAUUCUCACGCGACUUCCUACUAAAUCCCUUAUGAGGUAUAAAUCCGUAUCAAAGCUCUGGUUAUCUUUAAUUUGUUCCCGAUAUUUCACCGACCGUUGCCUAAAGGUUUCAUCAUCAUCACCGAGUAUAUACAUGUGGUCCUUCAAAAAUAUAUUACUAUCAUCAUCGUCACCUUCGGACAGUACUACUAUGUCGUCCUUUGUUAUUGACCAAGACUUGACUAUUCCAGCAAUGGAAGGCUACUCCGUCUCUCAGGUUUUCCGCGGUUUGAUGUGCUUUAUAAAUGGUCCAAGUGCAAAAAUAUAUAACACCGCCACUAGACAACUUGUCACCUUACCCGACAUCAUAGCUGAACAUCACAAAGAUAAGGAGUUGUUCAUGUACCAUAUCGGACAUGAUCCUGUUCAUGAUCAAUACAAAGUGCUUUGCACAGUUUCAACAGGUCAAGAAGGCAUGGGACCAUACAAGUCAGAGCAUUGGGUUUUACUACUAGGAGGAGAUGGAUCAAGUCGGUGGAGAAAGAUUUCAAGCCCGUGUCAACCACAUCUUCCUUUAACACAAAGAUUGAGUAUCAAUGGGCGUGUCUAUUACCUAGCUUGGGUUCAUGUGUUUCGUUCUGUGCUCGUCAGUUUUGAUAUUCGUUCUGAAGAAAUCAGUAUCUUCCAAGAACUUAAUGACCACGUCUUUUACUAUGAAGAUACUGCUCUUAUAGAAUAUGGUGGAAGAGUAGCUAUUUUAGACCAUUUCGUUUAUGAAAAAAAAAAGGGUGAGAUGGAACUAUGGGUUAUGGAUGACACGAAGAAGACUAUUUGGUCGACAUAUAUUCGGUUUGCGAUGGAUCCUUCUCAGUUGCAUUUACUCAGUGGCAUCCGUUUGCGUUUGAGUUUACAAGGUACAACUAGAAACGGCGAGGUUAUUUUGGUACCUCAAAAUACAUGUCCUAAUCCAACCCAAAAUAGCACCAUCCACAUUUUUCUUUACAAUCUACAAAACAACAAUUUGAGAAAAGUUGAAAUCAAGGAAACAUCCAACCGCUAUCUUACUAAAAGUUGGGACUUUAUUGGAUUAGAUGAUGUUGAGAACUUGAUGUAUCUUUAA